Solanum pennellii is the source of this 1005-nucleotide messenger RNA. RefSeq lists its product as uncharacterized. Bases 106 to 687 code for a protein of 193 amino acids. Gene Ontology annotation, biological process: cytokinin biosynthetic process. The record is from RefSeq and is a predicted model, not a curated record. The transcript is spliced from 4 exons. NCBI's taxonomy places the organism in Eukaryota, Viridiplantae, Streptophyta, Magnoliopsida, Solanales, Solanaceae.
ACAUUUUUUUUUUCUUUAAAAAAAAAAAACCUUUUAUUUUUCUUCCUCUGUUUUUUCAAGAAACACACAAAAAAAAAUACAAUUUUUUUUUUCAAAUAUUCAAGAAUGAAUAUUUCAGGUUCUGAAUGUAGCAGUGGUUGUGAAUCUGGAUGGACAAUGUACUUAGAUCAAUUUUCAGCAGAUCAAUACAACAAUAACAGAAGAGAUAUUAGCCAUAAUAAUAAUAAUAAUAAUAAUAUUCCUCCAUAUGGUAUUAAUUAUAAAACAGAGUAUGUUAAUGAUGAUGAAGAAGAAGAAGAUGAAGAUAUGUCUAUGGUUUCUGAUGCCUCUUCUGGUCCACCACAUUUUCAUGAAGAUUAUUGUUUUGAUGAAAAUGGAUAUAUUUUUUAUCCAUCUGCUUCUCAAAACACUCAAAAAAAUAAAGAAAAGAGGAAAAUUAAUGAACAAAAAGUCAAAAAACAGAGUAUUUAUCUUGAUGACACUGCUAGUUCUCCUUUUUCUAAUUUCCCUAAGGAUGAAAGAUGUUAUAAUGAUAGAACUUCCAUGGAGAUGGUAACUGGUUUCUCUAAAACACAUUCAAAGGGUAAAUCUGUUUUGGGAAAGCAUUUUGGAUUCUUGAAAACAUCUGUGAGUGGAAGAACUUCAUCAGAAAAAUCUAGUGGAUUGAAGGGAAGAAAGAGGCAAUAAGAAUUGGCAAAAAAGUAUAUUUUUUUCAGUGUCUGCAAGCAGCAGUUGAAGAGAGUAAAAGAUUUGAUGUUUGAGGGGUGAAUAGGGGGGGCAUGAAAAAAAUGGAAAAAAAAACUUUAGAUUUUUGAGGAUCUUAUUUUUAUCCUCUUUUUUUUAAAAUUUUUUUUUUAUCUUCCUAGUUAUUUUUCCUGUCUAUGUAGUGGGAAACAACAGAAAAACAUAAAUGUCAAAAAAAAAAAAUUAUUUUAUUAUCUCUUUCCCACACCAAACAGAAGUCAGGAGAAAAAAUAAUUAAUAUUUAGUCCAUAAUAUUCAUUU